Molecule: messenger RNA, 3300 nt
Organism: Tuber melanosporum (Perigord truffle)
Lineage: Eukaryota; Fungi; Ascomycota; Pezizomycetes; Pezizales; Tuberaceae
Exons: 6
Biological process (GO): microtubule-based movement; mitotic spindle assembly
Cellular component (GO): nucleus; spindle microtubule
Molecular function (GO): plus-end-directed microtubule motor activity; microtubule binding; ATP binding
Source: RefSeq, a predicted model, not a curated record
AUGUCUGGACCCUCCCGUUUCCAGAACGGAGGAGUUCGAAAAACAAACGCUUCAUCCAACACAAUGCGCGCUCCAGUGACUGCACGACCAUCUUCACGGAACGGCAUGGCUCACCCGCAGUCCUACAUGACCGCCGCGAGGAUGGGAGCCGGAGCUCUUCCCAGCUCUCCUGCCGGGUCCGUAGCUUCGGUGUCCUCUCGGGCACGAGGCAAUGCCUCGCCAACAAAACGUCGGAUAAAAAAGGACUUGGCCGUCGAGGAACCGCCCCCACAGCAGGAAGACAACGAGGCAAACAUUAACGUCGUUGUUAGGUGUAGAGGGCGCUCCGAGAGGGAGAUUAAGGAGAAUAGUGGUGUUGUCGUUUCUACACCGGGAGGUUUGCGUGGGAAGGAGAUUUCCCUGUCGAUGGGACCUUUGGCGUUGAGCAAUAAGACUUACACCUUCGAUCGCGUUUUCGGACCGGAGGCGAACCAGAAUAUGAUUUAUGAUAAUGUCGUUGCCCCUAUACUUGAAGAGAUGCUUUCUGGGUAUAAUUGCACUAUCUUUGCUUAUGGACAGACGGGGACUGGAAAAACUUAUACCAUGUCUGGGGAUAUGACGGAUAACUUUGGGACCUACUCUGAUUCUGCCGGCAUCAUUCCUCGGGCUCUGUACCAGUUGUUUCACAAGCUUGGUAUCGAUGAGGCAGACAAUUCCGUCAAAUGUUCUUUCAUCGAGCUUUAUAACGAAGAGCUUAAGGACUUGCUUGCUUUGGAUGAAAAUAACAAGGUCAAGAUUUUUGAGGACUCAACUCGCAAGGGAAUAGUUAUCCAGGGUAUGGAGGAGAGUUUCAUUAAGAACGCCGAGGAUGGUGUCAAGUUGUUGCAAGAGGGAAGCCAUAAACGUCAGGUUGCAGCGACAAAAUGUAAUGACCUCAGCUCGCGAUCUCACACCGUCUUCACGAUUACUGUACACGUCAAGGAGGUUGGUGAGGAUGGCGAGGAUUUGUUGAGGACUGGAAAGCUUAAUUUGGUGGACUUGGCUGGGUCCGAGAAUAUUGGAAGAUCUGGGGCAGAGAAUAAAAGAGCUAGGGAGGCAGGAAUGAUCAACCAAAGCCUUUUGACUCUGGGGAGAGUUAUCAAUGCCUUGGUCGACAAGUCCCCUCAUAUCCCGUACAGGGAAUCGAAACUCACCCGUCUUUUACAAGACUCUCUUGGUGGGCGCACAAAAACAUGCAUUAUUGCUACCGUAUCGCCUGCCAAGAGCAAUCUCGAGGAGACUAUUUCGACUCUGGACUAUGCUGCCCGUGCUAAAAAUAUACGGAAUAAGCCACAGAUCAACCAGAUGUUGACCAAGAAGGCACUGAUAAGAGAAUACGUUACUGAAAUCGAGAGGCUCAAGGGCGAUCUCAUGGCAACACGACAGAAGAAUGGUGUCUUUCUGACUACUGAUUCGUAUAGUGAAAUGACUGAGGAGAGUGAGAGCCGAAGAAUAUUGAAUGAAGAACAGCAGAGGAAAAUUGAUGUUAUGGAGACACAGAUCAAGAACACCCGAGAACAGUUUGAACAGAAUAUGAGGCUAUUCUUAGAGCUCAAGAAGGAACUUGAAGGCACCAAGGGCGUUCUGGAGGUGACAAAAGGAGAGCUUAGGAAGACCGAAGUCGACCUCUCGAGCACCCGAAAAGAUCUUGCCGAUGAGGCCGUCUUAAGGGAAGCCCAUGAGAAAACAGAAGAGGAGCUUAGGGAUGUUGGGCAAAAGCUGAUCACAAGGCUUGACGAAACUGUUCACGAUGUUAGUGGCCUGCACGCCAAAAUCCGCAGGAUGACCGAUCUUGAGGUGGUCAACCACAGCAGUUGGAUGAAGUCUUCGGGCCAGGUUUCAACUAUCACCGAGCUUGUCGAGAAGGAGAUCAGCACUUUCACUGAGCGGCAAGAGAGGAUCACGGACCACGUUUCCGAAAGGAUGUCGACAUUUGUUGCUACGGAAGUCAAAAGGCUUGAAUCUGCGUACAAACACAUUGAGGCUCGACUUGGGGGAUUCAGUAAUGGAGAGGCUGAACUAUCAGCUGAGACAAUGAAGGCCAAGGACGAAAUGAAUCAAGUCUUGGAAGAGAUCAAGAUCCUGCGGGAAGAUGUAAAGCAGAAGGUUGGUGAAGGUUUGAAGGGGCUAAACGAAGCUGCCCGGAGAAUUUCUGCCGAGGUAGUGGAGGAUUUGGGUAAAUUCGGUAUUCAGCUCCAUCACUCGUAUAAUCAACUUGGUAGAGAGUUCAAGGCGAUAUUCGAUGACGUAGAGAAACAGAUCGUCGCCCAAAAGGCUGAAGCUGAAAAGCUUCGGCUUCAGCUCAGCUCGGCUACUGCUGCUGUAGUUAUUGCUACCGAUACCGCACAAUCUAGUCUUGACUCGAUCCUUAGGGAAGAACGUGAACGAGCUGCUACAGACCGACAAAACCUAAUCGGCCAAAUAACUGCUCUUAUCAACGCCACAGCAGAGGAUCAAGACAAGCGUCUCACUAAGCGUGUUCAGUUGGUGCAGGGUGAGAUUCUUGGUGCGAAAGAGGGGCUUGAUGAGGCUACAAAGCAAUAUAACGCUGGCAUGGAUCAGUGGUCUGGGGUGGAGGAGAAGUUCAUCAAUGAAUUGGUGAUCUCGCAAGACUCUCUCAAGGAGAUAUUGGCACAUGAUUGGCAGGAUGCUGAGAAGCACAAUGCGUCGAUCCAAGCGACAACACAAGCAAUUAACGCACAGACGGUCCGUCUGGUGGACGCACAAAUGCAAGACGUUGGAGUACAGAUGCAAGCCUUGGACGAAUUUGUUACUCGGGCACGAUCGCAGAACGAAGCUCAUUUUGAGGCUUUCACGCAAAACCUCAGUGGACUCUCGGAAACCGUUCGGGAGUCAUAUCGCCGCAUGGAGGGAGACUUGAAUGGUUUCACGGAAGACUUGGACUCCUUUAGCAAUGACAUGUCGGAGCAGACAUCAUUGUCAAAAGUGCUCCUCGAGCCCUUUACCUCAACAACCAAACAGCCCCUUUCAGAGUUGCGUGAGAACAUUGAAACCGCGCCUCUGCAAGGCUACGUCCCGACCGGCGAGACCCCCAAACGCCGAACAUACGAGUAUCCGACCACGCUCCCGCACACACAACCGCACGAGGAGCUCCUGCUAGAGCCCGUGACGCGCAGAAAGAGCUCUAUCCGUACACCCUUGGGAGAGAAAGAGGCGUUUUUGGCAAACUUGCAACGACCGGUCACCCCGCCUACGCCCACAAAAUCUUCUUCGGAACAGAUAUCGCAGCAUAUACUGGCAUCCCCGUUAGAGGUGGUGGGG